CACGUCGAAUACACAUCUAUGAUGUGCUAUUUUGAUUUGUUUCUUACCAUUAUUUACAGUGUGUAAUUAACUCACGUUAAAAUUGUUACAUAUUAAGUUAAACGAGAGAAGCUCCAACUAAAUAUAAUGGCGAGACAUAUGAUGAUGACUAAAAUUAUAUUAUUAAUGAUCGUUACUGUACUUCUCGGACUAAUUGCCGAAAACAAGGCCACGAUAGCGCAACCAAAGGCACCGAAUUUCCAAUAUUUUGAACGGCCAAAAUAUCGUUAUCCGUAUUAUGAUGAGAACGGAAAAGGUAAACUUUUAUACGGCUAUGGAGGUUCUGAUUUGUAUGAAUAUCGAACGUACACUAUUCUCGAAGGUAUACAUUAAUUCUAACAGAAUAAUUAUUUUUUAACAGUGCUCCAUGUCAAUGCAUAUAAUGUGUAUAAGUUAAAAUUCGAUAUUUGCGUUAUACUGUUUCUUUCUCAGAAAUUCUUUUCUAAUUAAAGCAUUAUCAUUAAGCAUAUAAUAACAACAAUGAAUAUUUAUACGAAUUGAUUGACUAUCAUGUAAAUAGAGGUAUAUUUGUACACAAUUAAUCUUGCAACAAUGAGAAAGAAAAAUUAUUUAUUUCUGUAAUCUUUAUUGCUUAGCAUCAAAGAAAACAACGUCUAAAUAGAUCGAAUAUUUUUCAUUUUUGAUUAAUCUAUUGUAAUACGAUAAAAACUUUUUUUCCCGUUGUUGCAAGAAUGCUGCAUUGUUCACUAUGGAAUCAAGGAACAUUACCAGAUCAUUUAUUUUCCACCUAUAAUUAUCUAUAUUCUUAAAUAUAAUAAUAAAUGUAUAAAUUUGUAAA
Molecule: messenger RNA, 838 nt
Organism: Vespa crabro (European hornet)
Lineage: Eukaryota; Metazoa; Arthropoda; Insecta; Hymenoptera; Vespidae
Exons: 3
Coding region: 127-372 (81 amino acids)
Source: RefSeq, a predicted model, not a curated record